GGAAACCUAAAAAUCCUAAUCUCAGACAAGAGACAUUCGAAAGGAAUCUGAUUUUUCACUAUCAUCUUCUUCUCUCUAUCCUCUCCUUAUCUCUCUCAACUAUUAUCGAGAAAUUUACAAUGUAUAUCCAGUCACUGUAACGGCGCCGUUUCUAAUGUAUACUGUGGGCGGAACUCGCUGUAUCUGUCUCUCUUUGGGGUUUUGAUUUCGAUAACUUACAUUCAUGCCUUGAUUUGGUCCCAUUUAGGUCUUCUUUUCUAAGACUGGCAAAAACAGAAGUGUGACACAUGAACCAAAUGUACCAACAUCAAACUCAUAUCACAAUUAACGUACCUGUGUUAGAUACAUGUUGCACAUCUAGAAGAAGCUGAGUUCUAAGGGUAAUAAUAUGAAUGGUUCUUGGUUUUUUGAUGAAAAUUUUAAUGGCGUCCCAGAUGAUUUUUUUGAUGAUGCCAUUAAAUUUUUAGAUUUUCCUUUGGAGGAUGUGGAACCGAAUGUAGUGGAAGAUUGGGAGGCCAAAUUUCAACAGCUGGUGCCACCACCAUCAAAUGUUUUGGCAGGUUUAACGGCUGGCCUUUAUGGUGAAAAUAGUAGUGACAUUCUUAAAGUAAAGAAAAGCUCCUCAGUUUUGUGUGAUGAAUCUUCUCAGCCAAAACAGUGGCCGACUGCCACCGAAGCAUCCUCUAGCAGAAGCAUUCCCCUUAAUUAUAACUCUUCAGAGGUUAAAUAUUCACACCUGUUCUGGACCUCCAGUCCAGUUUCUGUCCUUGAAAGCAGCAGCAGCUCUUCCUCAGCUGAAAAUGCAAUGGUCUAUCACCCCAAAUUUAUCAUCCCAGUGAAGCGCCCUCGAAGCAAGCGCCCACGGCCCCAGCGACGCACAUUUUCAUUCAUGUCCACUUCCUAUUCUCCAAAACAAUAUCAUCCUAUGAGUUCUUCUGAAUCAGAAUCAGAAUCAGAGACCUACCCUGAUGAGAAAAUGUUGAACCUUGCCAAGAAAAAACAGAAGAAAAAAAAUCUGAGGCUGCUGUCCUGUACUGUAGAGAUGGUGAAACCGUGCUCACAAGAGCCAGUUGAAAUCAGAAAAUGCUCACACUGUGAGGUGACCAAGACUCCACAAUGGAGAGAGGGGCCAAUGGGACCAAAAACCCUUUGCAACGCUUGUGGGGUUCGUUACAGGUCUGGCCGUCUCUUUCCAGAGUACCGUCCUGCCGCUAGUCCAACCUUUGUUCCAUCAUUGCACUCCAACUCCCACAGGAAGGUCAUAGAGAUGAGAAAAAAGGUUAGCACUACAGCAGCAACCGACACAUCGCUACCAGUAGCACCAGAACAUUCGUUUUGAUAGCCCUAUUUGUUUGAUUAUUAUUUAGGAUGAGUAGCAUUGUAGCUGGGAGCUAUCUGGUUCUCUAUUCUCCGUUUUCUAUUCUGUCUGUUGGUUUGUUCUUUUUGUACAUUGAACAAUAAGAAUUAGGAAACCUUAGAUGAUUAGAUGUUUGGCAGCAGUGAAAAGUUAAAAAGGCUUAGAGUAGGGGAAUAUUUGAGUGAGGCAGAGAAAUGUAAGCAGAUGUUUAGAAGUAGGCUGAUUGAUGCUUUGUGUCCCUUUAGUUAUGCUAAACAUUUGUUUCUCUGCUUGUUUACCAAGGUGGCUGAAACCGCAGUGUCAGGUCUCAAAAUGUAGACUCUCUCCCUGUACUUGUCUAUUUGUUUUAGUUUAGUUCCCUUCUAGCUAAGCGUUUUGGUACAGUUCCAAACCCUUGGAUUUUUUUAUUUUAACUCAGUGACCUCGUAGUUCUGCAUAAAUUUAAACUUCAGAGAAUAUGCAUUUGCACUA
Hevea brasiliensis (rubber tree) is the source of this 1828-nucleotide messenger RNA. RefSeq names its product GATA transcription factor 11. The transcript is spliced from 4 exons. The coding region runs from base 389 to 1339 and encodes 316 amino acids. Gene Ontology annotation, biological process: regulation of DNA-templated transcription. Lineage: Eukaryota; Viridiplantae; Streptophyta; Magnoliopsida; Malpighiales; Euphorbiaceae. The record is from RefSeq and is a predicted model, not a curated record. Gene Ontology annotation, molecular function: sequence-specific DNA binding; zinc ion binding.